UCCAUAGAACAAGUGCGAAAUCUCCAGCCCCGGAGCUGCAGCUCUAGAUAGGCCCACAACACCUGAAGAGGAACGGCUCUGGAAAUCCGAGCCCAAGAGUCCGGGUGGUCAGGGUCUCUGGUCUCUAGUCUCUGGGGUAGAGAACAAGCAUGUUAAGAUUUGGUGCUAAAAUGGCAAGACCAAAUCGUCAAAGGACAAUUGCCGCUGGAGUGGGCAGGGGAACUUUUAGCGACUUCAACGGUCAACCCCUCCAAAAAUGGGACCAUCGUCCUAUGCCAGGGAAGAGUCGCUCUAAGAGCAGGGGCACAGGUAAAAAUGGUACCCAUUGUUGUCAGAAGGCGAAGCAAACUACUAAGCAACAGACAAAAGAAACCACGAUUGUAGAGAAAAAUCAGCGAUCAGGGAGAUAUGAAACUGACUUAUCUUUCAUUCCCAGACGACAUCUGUCAAAAAACACAUGCCAAGUCAAAAUUGGUUUAUACCAUAAAGAACCGUCGAACAGACCCAUGGAUCGCGGCCACUAUGAUCGCCUAGCUCCCGUCGGCCCUGAUACUAGUCAACAACCUUUUGAGAUGGUCUUCAGCUCCUGCGGUGUGGUCAGCCAGAGAGGAAGGGGAAUACCGCAGGGCCAAUGGGUAAGCGCAGGGUUCAAUAAUCCGACCUCAGCGCGAUGUCCGUUAAGCGCUCAGUUCCGAUGGGGCUGUGAACCAAGGGUGUUUGGACUGGCCAGAAUGGCCCCAACACAGCCCUUUUAACCAGUCCAGACGGUUUACUGUAUCUGCACGGUGGACAGAGCUGAGCAACGGUGCGUCGCCGCAAGUUCCGCUGUCGAUGUGCUGGGAGGAUACCUCAGCUGGGAACAGCCCACGUGUCGUCCAAGAGAGUAGUAUCGCAAGCUCUCGUGGAUGUCAGUACUUGUAGAUAGGAUCACGGCAUCUCACUCGAGUCUUGUCGGCCCACAGUGCGGUGCGGGCGAGAGGGAAUAAUGGACUCAAUGGAGACUCGAGAGGAUGUCCGUGUGUCUGUCGGCGCUUAACGAAGAUCAAAAGGACAACAAGCCCGGGCCGGCACGUGUCCCGAGCUCUGCUUGGACG
Molecule: messenger RNA, 1094 nt
Organism: Paecilomyces variotii
Lineage: Eukaryota; Fungi; Ascomycota; Eurotiomycetes; Eurotiales; Thermoascaceae
Exons: 2
Coding region: 150-755 (201 amino acids)
Source: RefSeq, a predicted model, not a curated record